GCCGCAGUUUGCUUCCUUCAAUCUCCCCAUUACCGUUUUGAAGCAACUACAAAGGAGAUCUCUCUGGCUUGUGUGAGUCUUACGUAUGGAGUUUGCUUUGGAUAAAGCUCUACAAGAGAUGUCACUAGAUGAUGAUAAACCAAUUGUUUUGAAAAACCUACCUAAAUACAGUUCCAUUGUGCGAAACGGCUGUAGUAUCAUUGGAAAGCUUUUGUGCCCUGAAAAUCAGAAGAUGUCAGCCAUGAUACAUGAGAUGCCACGACUGUGGCGAGUUAACAGCAGAGCAAAAGAAAUUGCUCUUCCGAACGACAAAUUCCAGUUUAUCUUUGACUCGGAAUCAGAUCUCUUGACGAUUCUCGAAGCUGGAGCUUGGACUUUUAAUGACUGGAGUAUGACCUUGGAGAGAUGGACAGAGAACCCGCCGGAAGACUAUCUAAAGAUCAUCCCAAUUUGGAUCAGAUUAAGGAACAUUCCGGUUAACUAUAAUACAGAAGAAACAAUCAAAGGUUUUGCAGAGCACAUCGGUCAAGUAACAGACGUGGCUUUUGAUCCUUCGAAGCCAAGAAGUAGAGGCUAUGUCAGAGUGCGGAUUCUUUUUGACAUUAAUAAGCCAUUGAAGAAUAGCAGGGAUCUUCAACUACCAACAGGAGAGGUAGUUAGCAUUGGUAUAGAGUAUGAACGUAUCAGGAAGAGAUGUUACCAAUGUUUACGCCUUACACACGAUAAGGAACGCUGCCCUUUUAACCCUUUAAACCGGCAAGCAAUUGCUACGGGAGGGAUGAAAGUUGCAAGUAUUGUCCCGAGUCGUUUGAUUCCUAAAAUAAGCAAAGAUGACCCGUUGUAUGGAGUUUUAACGGAUGAUGAUGUGGGUAUUGACCUGGUUUCCGGGACACCAAAAAUUGCAAAGGAAGUUUUAGAUGAGAUGAGACAGUACCUAUCGGUUGUGGAUCAACAGGAGAGGAAGAUUCGAAUUGAUAGGGUCCAUAAAUCAGUUUGGGGACUUGAGAAUGACAUUCAAGGUCAAAAAACUUUACUGCGUUUGGAAGCUCCUGCAAGGAUCACAACUGCCAUCAAUAAAGGGAAAGGAUUAGUGUUUGAUUUUGAUCACUCUGACAAUUCACCAGCCGGCAUAGAGAACUCACCAAGAAUAGGUAUCUCAGACGGGCAACAUGAUAAUGUUCAGCUAACACGUCAUUCUUCUUCCGAUAUCUUUGCAACAGCCUCUGAACAAUCUUGUGGUUCUACGGUCAUUCGGGCUGGCUCUACAGCUAGUCCAGCCGGAACUAAAGCUAAACCUACAAAGAAUCGGAGAUGCCCUAAUCAUUGGAAGAGGAAAGCUCAAGCACGGGCCAAAACUGCAGGUCUAGUCGUGCCUAAAGAGGUUAAGAAGAAUGAAGUCGUAAUGGUGUACAAGAGAAAGGCUACUGAUGAAGCCGCUAAUUCAUCAAAGCUCGCCAAGCGAGAUGAAGAGAAGGUGGUUUCGAAUGAGGAACCGCCGAAACAAGUAUGAGUUUUAUGAGUUGGAAUUGUCAAGGCUUGGGGGGCACCUUGACAAUUCCUACCUUGAAGGAAAUGCGGCGUGAGCAUUUUCUGGAUUUUUUGUUCCUCCUGGAGACUAAAAACUCCAGCAUUCA
Arabidopsis arenosa is the source of this 1634-nucleotide messenger RNA. The record is from the annotation of a GenBank genome assembly. NCBI's taxonomy places the organism in Eukaryota, Viridiplantae, Streptophyta, Magnoliopsida, Brassicales, Brassicaceae.